Molecule: messenger RNA, 432 nt
Organism: Mesorhabditis belari
Lineage: Eukaryota; Metazoa; Nematoda; Chromadorea; Rhabditida; Rhabditidae
Source: the annotation of a GenBank genome assembly
AUGGCUGGCCGAAAAUUCGUCGAAAUGCUUAGCGAAUUGUAUAAAGGAUACGGGAAAACGAAUACUUUUAUGAAAACGGCCGGAGUGAUGAAAGUGCUUUCGGCGGACGCGGGAAAGGUGAGAGUCGAAUUCGAUGUGACGGAAGAGUUGACGAAUUCGAUUGGAACACUUCAUGGUGGAUGCACUGCUACACUUGUUGAUGUUGCUACCAACACCGCCCUGCGAACGCUGGGCAAAAAACAAGGUGUCUCGGUGGAUUUGCACGUUUCAUUUCUCGGUGCCGCGAAACUGGGCGAAACGGUGGUGAUGGACAUUGAGGUGAUCAAAGCUGGUCGAUCAAUGGCUUUCUCGCGUGCCGAUUUGUAUGUGAAGGGAACCGAUCGAAAGAUAGCCACCGGCAAUCACACGAAAGCCUUGGUGAACAAUCAGAUA